GUAAAGCACAGAACUGCAACAGUGUUUCAUUAGCCGUGUCACUUUGUCCUGUCUAGUAUUAAUUGAUUCCGAAGAAGGAAGAAAUUCCCGUUUUCAGUGACAGAAGCUUUUUUAUUCUAUCGACUCCUGCUACUGUUCCUGUGGAGAAGAAGAGCUAUGGAUGUAGUGUGUCUGGUGUGUUUGGCGCUGAACAUCGGUGCUUGGUUCGCCUCUGCGGAGAGACACAGCGUCUACUGGAACAGCUCCAACCCAAACUUCCUGUGGGAUGAGUACACAGUGGAAGUGCGUAUCAACGACUAUCUGGAUAUCAUCUGUCCACACUACACCCACGGCGAGGUGCCAUCACACGCAGCUGAGCGCUAUGUCCUGUACAUGGUGGAGAAGGAGGACUAUGAAGUGUGUAAACCCCACUCCUUUGAUCAGCUUCGUUGGGAGUGUUCACGUCCCUUCGCUCCCCACGUGCCCGAAAAAUUCUCUGAGAAGUUCCAGCGUUUUACCCCCUUCACCCUGGGCAAGGAGUUCAGACAGGGGGAGAGCUACUAUUAUAUUUCUAAGCCAAUGCAUCAUCAUGGUCAGGAGUGUCUAAGGCUUAAAGUGGAUGUUGCCGACCAUAAAGGCUCCAUGGGAAAGACUCACAUAAACAAAUCCAAAGCAGAGGACACUGGAAAGAUCUUGGAUAGUGGAAAAAUCAGAUUUCCUUCUGGAGGAGUGCAUAACCCCUCUAACCGGCUCCCAGCAGAUGACCCUGCUGCGAUGGAGCCGAAUGUCCAGAGGAGCAUCGGCAGUUCAGGAACACAGCUGGUCUCCCUCUCACUUUUCUUUACAUUGAUCCCAGUCCUAUUAGCUGUGAUGCUGCACUAAGGGUGAACAGGACGUCAUACCAGAGACAAUGCUAACCCAGUGCUGGUCACUGGGAUGAUGGACACAGAGUUUUUUAUACAGAUUUUUUUAUACAGCAUGGGCAGCGCGUGUUUAUGUGUUUGAUGUGUUUGUUUGCGUGAAUGUGGGAUGUGGAUCAUUCCAAAGAAGAGGACCUCAAAGAAACUUUUUCUUACUUUAUGGGAAUAUUAAUUCUCAAAUGUGACCAUUUAAAAUGCACACUUGAUUUGGUAAUUGUGAACGAAACUGCAAGCAAACAGAUAAAAAAAGUUAAUGUAAGAUUGAAUAUGAUGAGAGGACUACAUUAUCCUGUUCUGUUUUCCAUGUCAUUGGUACACAUAUAUGCACUGUAUUUCAUCUUAAGGUGUCAUUGUCACUUUUCUGUCUCUACAUGUAGAGAAAUCAUCAGUUUUGUGUAUUGCAAACUGUUGGCUACUGCCAAAGUGGUAUACAUUAUUUAGGAUGUUAGUCAUGUUUUCAUGUAGCACUCAGCUCCCUGUUGUGUCUCCUCAGAUCUAUGCUGAAACACCAUUUACAUGGUUGGAGUACAGUAUUCAUCCACAUAUACUGUAUAUAUCAGUUUUCUUGCAGUAACCAGUCUACUGUGUGCUCUCACAAAGGGAUGUGACCUGCAAGACUAAGACAGACAAAGAACAAAACUAAAACUAGGUAUUUUUUAAGGAGCUGAGCUUCUUCCGUACUUAUGGCUCUUCACUCAUUUCUGUUGUGUUGACAUUAUCAUGGUACACUGGCUGAUAUUUGCAGACAUGAUCCAACUUGCAGAUCAUCAAAUCUCUAACUGAAGGGACUUUGCAGAAAACAAUUAAGUGUAAAUCUGUAGUUUGGUUUUCUUGUUAAAUGUACUGUACCUGUGUCAUUUUUGUAAUUGUUUAUAUGUAAAUUUGUACAGAGAAAAAACUAUAAGAAACUGUUUUAAGAUGUGAAAAAGCUUUAGUGUAAUAAAAAAAAUAAUCUUGAUGUUGUCAA
Sphaeramia orbicularis (orbiculate cardinalfish) is the source of this 1866-nucleotide messenger RNA. It is a transcript of the gene efna1b, whose product is annotated as ephrin-A1b. Gene Ontology annotation, biological process: ephrin receptor signaling pathway; axon guidance. NCBI's taxonomy places the organism in Eukaryota, Metazoa, Chordata, Actinopteri, Kurtiformes, Apogonidae. The transcript is spliced from 4 exons. The coding region runs from base 157 to 861 and encodes 234 amino acids. Gene Ontology annotation, molecular function: ephrin receptor binding. Gene Ontology annotation, cellular component: plasma membrane. The record is from RefSeq and is a predicted model, not a curated record.